Messenger RNA from Linum tenue, 2428 nucleotides. Lineage: Eukaryota; Viridiplantae; Streptophyta; Magnoliopsida; Malpighiales; Linaceae. The record is from the annotation of a GenBank genome assembly.
CCCCGCCGUUUUUCAGUUCCAGUCGUAAGCAUUCGUCGGCGCCGCCCUUACCUCUAUUCACCUUCUUCUUCCUGCCGUUGCUUUUCCUUCCCGCGCUUCAUUCAUUUUCUUCCUUCAGGCUUGAGAGCUCAGCUGAUUGGUUCCCCUUUUCGAAACCACCGUACAUGCAGCGUUUGACACGAAAUUUCAACUCAGCAAGAGCUUGAUUUGGUGGUUCUCUUCUUAGCGAGGAAUUGAAGAGUUGCUACUUUGCUGGUAUCUCGAGGGUGACCCGUUUUUGUUCAGAAACUUGAUUUGGUGAUUGCUUCUUUACUUGGGUAAAGGAAGGAGAUUUGAGUCAUCAGCAAAGAAUGCUGGACGAGAGUAAAUUUGAUGUGCAUUUGAAACUAUGGGCGCUCAGAAUCCCUCGAGAGCUCUGCAAGGUAGCUACUCGCAUCCUCAAUGGAUACUUGCUUGAUAAGCCUCGAGUAAAACCGAUUACAGAAGACCCAACGAGUGAUAAGAACAGGUACAUGAUAUUGUCUGAGAAGGUUGAAACCCCUGAGCUACCUGAAAUCCCAGUUGAAAAACUUGAUGAACUGAAGAAGUUAUGUGAAAUGGAAGUCGUUCCUUACUCCUUGACGCUUGGGUAUUCUUACUGGAGUGCAGAUCAUAUACUAAAGCAGGUUCUUCCAGCUGGAGUUGAGGUGCCUUCGUCGUUCGAGACAAUAGUUGAGUAUUUAUGUCACAUUGCUCAUUUAAAUAUACAUGAUGAACUGCUACCAUUCAAGGAUGUCAUUGCCAAAGUUAUUUAUGAUAAAAAUCAUCCCAGGAUCAGAACUAUUGUCAAUAAAGUCGGAUCUAUAUCGAACGAGUUUCGAGUUCCCAAGUUUGAGAUCCUGGCUGGAGACAGUGAUAUGGUCACGGAAGUUAAGCAAUAUGGAGCUACGUUCAAACUUGACUACGGUUUGGUUUAUUGGAAUUCGAGAUUGGAGCAUGAACACAUAAGACUAGUGUCUCAAUUUCGACCUGGGGAGAUCAUAUGCGACAUGUUUGCUGGAAUUGGUCCUUUUGCUGUUCCUGCAGCACAGAAAGGAUGCAUUGUUUAUGCAAAUGAUCUGAAUCCCGACAGUGUUCGUUAUUUGAAGAUCAAUGCCAAAGUUAACAAGGUUGAUGAUCUUGUAAUUGCCUUUAAUAUGGACGCUAGGAAAUUCAUGGCCCAGCUUAUGACGCUGCCAGCAGCUCAUGAAGACAAACCAGUGGUCUCUAAAGUAGAGACUGUUGAAGAUAUGAAAAGAGACCAAGAGCAAGUGACAGUUGGGGCAAAGUAUUCAUCUGAUGCUGCAUCCACAGCUUCUGUCAAAGGGACUCAAGAUUAUUGUGGUGAAGAAAAUGGGAAAGACCUUGGAGCGGCGGGUAAAGGUAGGAAGAACAAGAGGAUAAAGCUCUCCGAGUUGCCCAAUCUCAACACUUGGGAGCAUGUUGAUCAUGUGAUUAUGAACCUCCCUGCUUCUGCCAUAGAGUUUCUUGAUGCGUUUAAGAAGCUAAUCCCCAGGCAAUGCUGGCAGGGUGAUCUUCCCUUGAUUCACUGCUAUUGCUUCAUUCGGGCAAAUGAAACCCAAGAAAUGAUAAUUAAGGUGGCCGAAUCUGCCCUGGGUGCUCAGAUAAAAGAUCCUAUAUUGCAUCGAGUUAGGGAUGUUGCUCCGAACAAGGCUAUGUUUUGCUUAACCUUCCGAUUGCCAGAAGGAUGCUUCACAGACGAUGCCUCCACCUGACUUGCGACCACAAUUUAGAGACUUGUUGAUCAAUCUACGAGCUAAAAAGCAUCUCCGCCAUGGUUUUUGCGAGUCUAGUCACCUAAGUUGUUGCUAUCAAGUACCCUUUCCAGCUACACCAGAGCUUUUCGACAUGUGUUUCAAAGUUUUCCCCAGGAAUGUGAUUCAAUCUGUAGUCAGGUCACAGUCCAUACCCUUCUUCUGAUGCUGUUUCUAUUUUUGGAACCCACAUUCAAGUUCCAUUCUCAUGGAGGGUUAGAUGGAUGGGCUUAUAGGCCUCGUGGGAGAAGUCAGGAGGCAAAAUGUGAACAUGGGAUAGGAUUUGCUGUUGGGUUGGAAGAAUAUACUGUCGAAACUAAAGUCCCUUUUGCCUCUGCAAAUAUAUUUAUGGUGAUAAUGAAGCCCUUUGUGUACGGCUACCACCACCAUGUUAGGGAAAGGCCACAACUUUGAGAAGAAAGGGGGAGCCAGAAGAUAACGAGGCACGUAGACUGAAGCUGGAAAGUUGGUUUUGUAAAGAAGGCGUCUUUCCCCUAAUUCCUAUCCAUCCUUAUGGGCAAAAAAAUUGGAAAGAAAGAUUGCAUAAAAUAUUGACAGGGUCAUCAGUCAUCAGUUCAGUCAAUAGCCUUUCAGCUUAGUUAAGCAAAGUAAUGACCAUGACCAUGUCUUCCACU